CUCUCUCUCUCUCUCUCUCUCUCUCUCUCUCUCCAACCAUCGAAACCCCCACACCAUGUCGCUCCUAUCUCCGACGCCGGCUCGGCUCAUCCCGCCAUCACAACGCCGCCGCUUUCGCUCCACGGCCGCUGCCGGGAAGACCUGCAUUCCUACCCCACUCAGGGUAUUCUCCAUGGCCAAAGACACCAGCGACCCGGACUCGGACGUGGGCCUCGCCGGCAAGGCCGCCAUCGCCGGGGGCCUGGUCUCGACCCCGGUGAUCGCGUGGUCCCUCUACACCCUCAAGACGACGGGCUGCGGCCUCCCGCCGGGCCCGGGCGGAUCCAUCGGCGCGCUGGAGGGCGUGAGCUACCUGGCGGUGGUGGGGAUCGUGGGCUGGUCGGCCUACACCAAGUCCAAGACCGGGUCGGGCCUGCCCAGCGGGCCCUUCGGCCUCCUGGGCGCCGUGGAAGGGCUGUCGUACCUGGCGCUGCUGGGGAUCGCCGUCGUCUUCGCGCUGCAGUUCUUCGACAAGGGGUACAUCCCCGGCCCGUUGCCGGCCGAUCAGUGCUUCGGCUGAGGCCGAUCUCUCUCUCUCUCUCUCUCUCUCUCUCUCUCUCUCUCUCUCUUGGAGCGUAGAUGGUGUGGACGGACGUGAGCCAUUUCGAUGUUAUCGUGACUUUGUGGUGGAGGUUGGCCCUCGGACGAAAGCCUUUUACAUGCGCGGUUCCAUUGCUUUUGUCAUCUGUACAUUUUUAGUUGAGAUGUACCAUUCAACAUUUUUUUGCA
This is a messenger RNA of Eucalyptus grandis, 768 nucleotides long. RefSeq lists its product as uncharacterized. The coding region runs from base 56 to 559 and encodes 167 amino acids. NCBI's taxonomy places the organism in Eukaryota, Viridiplantae, Streptophyta, Magnoliopsida, Myrtales, Myrtaceae. The record is from RefSeq and is a predicted model, not a curated record. The transcript has 2 exons.